AUGCCUUCAAGGUGGCUAAGCCUGGUGGCAGCGAUAUGGCUGCAGUCGAUCAGCGGGACCAACACCAACUUCCCGGCGUACUCCUCUCACCUGAAGCAGGUGAUGUCAAUCUCCCAGGUUCAGCUCAGUAACCUGGCCUUUGCCAACGAUGCUGGCAAGCUCUUCGGGUGGCUCUCUGGGAUCGCUGCCCUCUAUCUGCCCCUCUGGGUGGUCCUCCUCAUGGGCGCCUUUCUCGGCUUGCUCAGUUAUGGCUUGCAGUACCUCUUCCUCUCUGGCCAGAUCCCCACGGCCGAGCUAUCCUACCCGCUUAUCUUCUUCCUCACUGUGUUGGCUGGCAACAGCAUCUGCUGGCUUAACACGGUGUGCUACAUAGUCAUCAUCGGCUGCUUCCCUUCCAGAAGCCGACAGGUAGCUGUUGGGAUAUCCACAAGCUACCAGGGCCUCAGUGCCAAUAUUUUCACCGACAUAGUCGAUGUGGUAGCACCAGCACGAACAUCUGCAGCAUCCCCUCAGAUGCCUUCACCCAUGGCGGGAAGAAGAGCCAACACCUACCUCCUCCUUAACUCCAUCCUGCCAGCCAUUGUCUCAGCAGUGACUGCACCCUUUGUUAAGAACAAGAUAGCUAGGUGUGAAGGUGCCAGUGGACUAUUUAGGGUGUUGUUUGCAAUAACGAUAGCCACCGGAAUCUUUGGGGUGAUUAGUAGCCUGGGAACAAUCUCGACCGGAAUAUCACCAGUGUACGAUGUCGUUGGAAUGGGGUUGUUAUUGCUGGCCCCACUCAUAAUUCCGCUGACAGCGACCAUCAAAGGGUCAUGGCUAGGCCGUGGGGAGAGUGCACUAGUUAUCAUGAACGAAGGUGACGGUCAGGUGCAGAGGAAGCAGCUGGCCGCUGGUGGGUUAGCGCCAGCAGCUCACGAUCAAGCAGUACUUGAGUCAGGAUAUGGUGAUCACUCUGGGAAUAUCAGCACCGCUAGGGAGGAUGUCGGGGUGAAAUUGAUGCUGAGAAGGAUGGAUUUUUGGCUAUAUUUCUUCAUGUAUUUGCUCGGUGCGACUCUUGGACUGGUGUACGUCAAUAACUUGGGACAGAUUACAGAAUCCAGGGGUUCGUCCAGAACAUCUUCCCUCGUAUCGUUAUCUUCUGCUUUCAGCUUCUUCGGCCGCCUCCUGCCUUCUCUCCUCGAUUACCUCUUCUACAGACCGGCAUGCGUGGUCGCAUUGAUGGCCCCGAUGACAGGGUCCUUUUUCCUGCUGCUCAACCCUAGCAAUCUAUGCCUCUACAUCAGCACUGCAGUAAUUGGCGUUUGCACCGGAGCCAUCACGUCCAUCUCUGUAUCAUUAACCACUGAGCUAUUCGGGAAGAAGAAUUUUGGCGUAAACCACAAUGUUCUGGUAGCAAACAUCCCGAUAGGGUCAUUUGUGUUUGGCUACUUAGCAGCUGUUCUGUAUCGUCGGGAAGGGAAUGGAGAUGGGAAAUGCAUCGGAAUGGAAUGCUAUCGCAAUACCUUCAUCAUCUGGGGAAGCCUUUGCUUCCUCGGUACAAACCUGGCUUUGUUACUAUACGCUCGCUCACGUAGCUUCUACUCCCAAAGAUCAACCGGACAGCAACAGUAA
Messenger RNA from Punica granatum (pomegranate), 1611 nucleotides. NCBI's taxonomy places the organism in Eukaryota, Viridiplantae, Streptophyta, Magnoliopsida, Myrtales, Lythraceae. The record is from RefSeq and is a predicted model, not a curated record.